AUGACCACCAAACCGACAAAGCGAGAUGCGGCAUUCCUCAACCUGUCCGUCCAUGGAUUCAUCGCAUCCCACGGAUUCCAACACACCGUCUAUUCAUACCUAGCUUCCUUGCCCCGGUAUAUUGUCGACCAGCUCCGUCGAAAUCGCGGCAAUCGCGUCGAAAUUCUCGACCGCUUCGACGGCCUAGUUCACCAUGGGGAGAUGCUCCUCGUCCUCGGCCGGCCCGGCAGUGGCUGCACCACUCUGCUCAAGGCGAUUGCUGGCGACACACACGGCAUUUACGUAGACCCAAAGAGCCAGAUCAACUACCAGGGAAUCCCUUAUGCUGAGAUGCACACGAAUUUCAAGGGCGAGAGCGUCUACCUGGCGGAACUGGACGAGCAUCUAGCCGAGCUCACAGUCGGCAACACGCUAACAUUUGCUGCCUCGACCCGCGAGCCGGUCUGGGGAAAGCCAGUCCAAUCGCCCAAGACCAGCGCAGACACCUGUCCUCUUGGGCCUCGAGGGCGCCGGCGGCGAGAAAAGACGUACGAGCAUUGCCGAGGCCCUCGUGGGUGGUGCUCCGCUACAAUGUUGGACAACAGUACCCGUGGCCUUGAUAGCUCCACGGCAUUAGAGUUUGUCGGUCUCUUGCGUCGACUGGCCGAUGAAAGCCACUCGACCGUCUUGAUGACCAUGUAUCAGGCUUCCGAGAAUAUGUAUCAGAAAUUCGAUAAAGUCACCGUUCUGUAUGAAGGCCGCCAGAUCUACUUUGGCCCGAUUGAGCUUGCAGGACAAUACUUUCAGGACCUUGGCUUCGAGAGACCGGCACACGCUACAAUGCCAGAUUUUCUCACCUCUCUGACCAACCCUGCCGAGCGUAUCAUCCGUCACGGUUUUGAGGGUCAAGCACCUCGAUCUCCAGAUGACUUCGUCAAGGCCUGGAAGAAGAGCAGUCUCAGCAAUCAACUUAUCUUGGAAAUUGACAGUUUCAACGCCACUUACCCAACUAUUGGCGAGAAUGGGAAGAAGAGCAAGGCAGGAUGGCGAAGCAAGCUUGCUCAUCGAACCUCAACAUACGUCAUCCCGCUCCAUCUUCAGGUCUUGCGCUGUCUUCAGAGAGCGUUUCAGAGAGUCAAGAAUCAGCCGGGAACUGUCAUAGGCAAUAUCGUUGCCAGCGCCAUCCUCGCCAUUGUAAUCGGAAGUGCUUUUUUCAACCUCCCUCAGGAUUCCAGUAGUGUAGAUCGACGUGCUGUUCUCAUCUUCUUCUCUUUGCUAUAUACGGCACUGUCCCCUUCGUUCGAGAUUCUACUCAUGUGGAAACAGAGGCCAAUCGUUGAAAAGCACAAUAGAUACGCUCUAUACCACCCUGUCUGCGAUUCUGUCGCAUCAAUGAUAAGCGACCUACCAAACAAGUUCCUGAGCGCUGUCGUCUUUCAGACUGUGCUGUACUUCUUCACCGAUCUUCGGCGCACUGCAGCAGCAUUCUUCACCUGGUUUCUCUUCGCCAUAGUAUUGCUACUGAACAUGUCUAUGUGGUUUCGCCUCGUUGGCUCCAUUUCUCGGACACUCGAGCAGAGCACCGUGCCGACGACCAUCCUCAUAUUGCUUGCCAGCAUAUAUGUCGGGUUUGUCGUCCCCGUUCCCUAUGAAGUGGGCUGGUUGAAGUGGUUUCGCUUCGUGGAUCCGAUCGCGUACGCCUAUGAAAGCUUGAUGAUUAAUGAGUUUAACUAUCGCCGCUUUCCCUGCUCCCAGCUGGUGCCGAGCGGUCCAUCAUACCCGGAUGUGCGCCUGCAAGAUCAAAUCUGCACCACCGUCGGAUCAGUCACUGGACAAGACUAUGUCGAGGGAAAUAUUUACCUCCUUGAGAAAUAUGGUUAUGUUCCUAGUCAUAAAUGGCGGUAUACUACAGCACCCCCAGCUCCUAUGAUCUUCGGAGUUUGCGGGCUUCAUCUUCUCUGUGCUCAAUAUGUACCCGCCGAAUCCUCCAAAGGCGAUAUUGUUCGGUUCCGGCGUCCAGAGUCGAAGCGGACCAAGACUCGCAGACAAGAUUCUGAGGAGAACGGUUCUCCUAGAUUCGCGCAAUAUGUCGGCGAGCAACAUGUCAGCAAGGAGAAAAGUGAUACUAUACAAGAAGUCGCCACACCCGGCAUCUUGGAGCAGUCGUCUGUGUUUCACUGGAAUAACCUGAGCUACGAAGUCAAGGUUGGCAAAGGUAAAACUAAGACCAUUUUGGAUAACAUUCAGGGCUGGGUAGUUCCUGGAACGUUGACCGCGCUCAUGGGAGUGACGGGAGCUGGCAAAACGACGCUCUUGGAUGUGCUUGCAAACCGUGCCAAUUUCGGUGUUGCUCGUGGCGAGAUCUGCAUAGAUGGUCAAGAAAGAGACGAAAGCUUCCAGAGAAAGAUAGGAUAUGCCCAACAAGAGGAUAUCCACCUUCCGACCGCAACUGUGCGCGAAGCCCUAGAGUUCAGCGCCCUGAUGAGACAGCUCGCAGCCUCUCGAGAGGACAAGCUGUCGUAUGUUGACAAUGUCAUCGAGAUUCUCGAAAUGAAGAGCUACGCAGAAGCUAUUGUUGGGGUACCGGGCGACGGUCUCAACAUCGAGCAACGCAAGCGACUUACCAUCGGUAUCGAACUUGUAGCCAAGCCAGAGCUGCUUCUAUUCUUUGAUGAACCGACCUCGGGCUUUGACAGCCAGACGGCAUGGUCCAUCUGCACCUUGCUUCGAAAGCUCUCAGCCAACGGACAGGCGGUCCUCUGCACGAUACACCAACCCUCGUCCCAGCUCUUCAUGUUGUUUGAUCGGCUCCUGUUACUGAACAACAAAGGUCAAUGCGUCUACUUUGGAGACAUCGGCGAGGAUGCCUCGACAGUGGUGUCCUACUUUGAGGGCCGAGGUGCACUGCCACCUGUCCCUGGAGCCAACCCUGCCGAAUGGGUGCUGCAGAUAACAAGUGGAGAGACGACUAACGCAUCUAGUGAUAUUCCGCCAAGUGAGUUCUGGGCCCGAGAAUGGGCUGCCAGCAAGCAGCAAAGUGAUGUCGCCGGCCGACUUGUCGAGCUUAAGGCCAAGGGCACACCAGAGAAUACGAGUAGCACAUCUGGGUACAAGGCAUAUGCUACGCCAUGGCUUUUCCAGAUGGUCUCCGUGACGAGGAGAAUCUUCCAAGAGUACUGGAGGCGGCCAGUUUACAUAUACUCCAAGUUCUCACUCUGCAUUGGAAUCGCUCUCUUCGAUGGGCUCUCGUUUCAAAACACCCGCCUCGACCUCCAAGGCUUCUCCAACUUGCUCUUCUCCAUGUUCCUGCUGACGCAAAUCUUCGGCACCAUGGACCAGCAGGUGAUCCCGCGACUAAUGGAGGGCCGCGCGCUCUUCGAGGGCCGUGAGCGGCGGUCUAAAACGUACCACUGGACCGUCUUCCUGGCCUCCAACGUCGUUGUCGAGUUCACAUGGCAGUUGCUAGCGACGGCCUUCAUCUUUGCUAUCUGGUACUACCCAACGGGCCUCCAGCGGACAGGCGAGGGCGGCGUGGCUUUUGGGGUGGCAAGCCGGGGCGCGCUGUCAUUCGUUAUAAUCCUCUUCUUCUGUCUCUGGACCAUCACGUUCUCGCAGGCCUUGGCCUCGGUGAUCGAGCUUGAGGAGAGCGCCGUGCAGGUCGCGACGCUGUUGUUCUAUUUCUCGUUGGUGUUUUGCGGUGUCCUAGUCUUCCCGAAGGACCUGCCCGACUUCUGGAUCUUUGUCUGGCGCGCCUCGCCCCUGACGUAUUCCGUCGACGGGCUAUCCCUUGCGGGCCUGUGGAACGUGGACCUGAGCUGCUCGCGAGCGCAGAUGCUAAGUAUACCUGCUCCUGGCGGUGGCGCAACCUGCGGCGAGUACCUCAAGGCCUUUGCGGACCAGAACUUCGGAGCGGUCAUAAACCCGAUGGCGACGACGGGCAGCUGCGAGUACUGCCCACUGGCCAACACGAAGCCGUUUUUCCGGGAGACGCUGCAGGUCUCGGGCGAGCACCCUUGGUAUUAUGCGGGGUACCUGAGUGUCUUUAUUGUUUUAAAUAUCUUGGCCAUGUUCGGCCUGUACUGGUUCGCUGGGGUGAGGGGCAGGAAUGGUGGACUUUCGUGA
Daldinia caldariorum is the source of this 4101-nucleotide messenger RNA. RefSeq names its product P-loop containing nucleoside triphosphate hydrolase protein. The coding region runs from base 1 to 4101 and encodes 1366 amino acids. Gene Ontology annotation, cellular component: membrane. Gene Ontology annotation, biological process: transmembrane transport. Gene Ontology annotation, molecular function: ATP binding; ATP hydrolysis activity; ABC-type transporter activity. The record is from RefSeq and is a predicted model, not a curated record. NCBI's taxonomy places the organism in Eukaryota, Fungi, Ascomycota, Sordariomycetes, Xylariales, Hypoxylaceae. The transcript is spliced from 13 exons.